Molecule: messenger RNA, 252 nt
Organism: Eimeria acervulina
Lineage: Eukaryota; Apicomplexa; Conoidasida; Eucoccidiorida; Eimeriidae
Exons: 1
Source: RefSeq, a predicted model, not a curated record
CAACCGCAGCAGCAGCAGCCGCAGCCGCAGCAGCCGCAGCAGCAGCAGCAGCAGCAGCCGCAGCAGCCACCACCGUUCCCCCAGGGACGGCAGCAGCAGCCGCAGUGGCAGCCCCAGUGGCAGCAGCAGCGAACACCGCCCUUCCCGCAGGAUUCACCACAGCAGCCGCAGCGGCAGCAGCCGCAGCAGCAGCAGCAACAACAGCAGCAGCCGCAGCAGCAAGCCCCGAGUUUUCCUGAUUUGCAAGGAUGA